Messenger RNA from Panicum hallii, 1384 nucleotides. RefSeq names its product probable xyloglucan endotransglucosylase/hydrolase protein 27. NCBI's taxonomy places the organism in Eukaryota, Viridiplantae, Streptophyta, Magnoliopsida, Poales, Poaceae. Gene Ontology annotation, cellular component: cell wall; apoplast. The coding region runs from base 128 to 1165 and encodes 345 amino acids. The record is from RefSeq and is a predicted model, not a curated record. Gene Ontology annotation, molecular function: hydrolase activity, hydrolyzing O-glycosyl compounds; xyloglucan:xyloglucosyl transferase activity. The transcript is spliced from 3 exons. Gene Ontology annotation, biological process: xyloglucan metabolic process; cell wall biogenesis.
ACCGGUGCACCUCGCUCUCUGGCUUCUUCCGAUCCCUACCCCCUAGCUACUGAUUAUAUAGUACCAGAUGGAAACCUGUCAGGAGCUUCGGCAUAGGGCGGCGCAACGGUAGGUGCAGGUAGCAGCCAUGGCAACAGGUGCUGCGCUGAUGGUGGUGCUCAGCUGGGCGGCGGGUCUCGCCGCCGCGGCGUCGGUGGACACGUCGCCGGUGCCGUUCCAAGCCGGCUACAUGCCGCUGUUCGGCGGCGACAACCUCGUCCGGUCGCCGGGCGGCCGCUCCGUCCGCCUCAAGCUCGAUCGCCGCACCGGCUCCGGGUUCGUAUCCAAGUCGGCGUACCACCACGGAUACUUCAGCGCUUCCAUCAAGCUGCCCGACGACCACACCGCCGGCGUCGUCGUCGCCUUCUACCUGUCGAACGCCGACGUGUUCCCCCGCAACCACGACGAGGUGGACUUCGAGCUGCUGGGCAACCGGCGGGGCCACGAGUGGCGCGUCCAGACCAACGUCUACGGCAACGGCAGCACCUCCCGCGGCCGCGAGGAGCGCUACCUCCUCCCCUUCGACCCCACUCUCCGCCCGCACGCCUACGCCGUCGCCUGGACCCCCACCGCCGUCGUCUUCUACGUGGACGGGACGCCCAUCCGCGAGGUCGUCCGCGUGCCUGCCAUGGGCGGCGACUUCCCCUCCAAGCCCAUGUCCGUGUACGCCACCAUCUGGGACGGCUCCGCCUGGGCCACCGAGGGGGGCCGGUACAAGGUCGACUACGCCCACGCGCCCUUCGCCGCCGACUUCUCGCAGCUCGUCCUCGGCGGCUGCCCCGCCGCCGCCGGCGGCGGCGCGAGGUGCGCGGUGGCGGUGAUGACGGCGGAGUUCGCGGUGAUGACCCCGGCCAAGCGCGCCGCCAUGCGGCGGUUCCGGCGGCGGCACCUCCUCUACACCGUCUGCCACGACCGGUACCGGUACAACGGCACCGUCUUCCCCGAGUGCGACGACGCCGACGGCUCCGAACGCGAUGACUUCCACAGGUGGGGCGAGUCCAAGCGCGUGUCGCCGGGCCGCCGCGGGUACAAGCAACAGCAUCAGGAGGAGGAGCCGCGCGCGGACAAGGCCGCCGCCGGCCGGCCCAGCACGUGGCCCACGAUCGGAACCCUACGUGCAGACUAAAACUAAUUACCAGGUGACGAUGGGUGUGUGGUGCGUGCCAUUAGGAGAUUGCUGAAUUAGUUAGCUAGUGGACGUCGUCCAGGAUAUAUACGUGCACAUAGCACGGUACGUAUAGGUGUUUCUGACUCUGCAUUUUCAAGGUGCAGAAAGAUACAGAGAUACGUACAGUCGAUACUGUCAUGCAGGCUUAUAAUGGAUGAUCGUGGUUCCAUUUCCAUA